AUGGAGCAGCAAGUCCACAAGCCGCACCGCAAGUCCAAGGAGAAGAAGCAGAAGCACACGGGGGACCACAACCCCAAGGCUUUUGCCUUUUCCAAGCCGGGCAAGCUAGCGAAAACUGCCGCGCGGUCGCAAGAUAUCAAAGAACGGCGCUUCCAUGUCCCCCAGGUCGACCGCCUCCCCGAUGAGGCCCCCCCGCGGCUCGUGGCCAUCGUCGGCCCCCCCGGCGUCGGAAAGACGACUCUCCUUAAGUCCCUGAUCCGACGAUAUGCGAAAGAGACCAUCUCGGACCCCCAAGGUCCCAUCACCGUCGUCACGUCCAAGAAGCAGCGCCUGACGUUCAUCGAGUGCCCCAACGAGCUCGAAGCCAUGGUCGACAUCGCCAAGGUCGCCGACAUUGUCCUCCUCAUGAUUGACGGCAACUACGGCUUCGAGAUGGAGACGAUGGAGUUCCUCAACGUCCUGGCCUCGACGGGCAUGCCGGGCAACGUCUUUGGCAUCCUCACACAUCUCGAUCUGUUCCGCAAGCCGCAGGCGCUCAAGGACGCAAAGAAGCGGCUGAAGCGCCGGCUCUGGACGGAGCUGUACCAAGGCGCGCAUCUGUUUUAUCUUUCUGGUGUCAUGAACGGCCGAUACCCCGAUCGCGAAAUCCACAACCUCUCGCGCUUCCUCUCCGUCAUGAAGAACCCGCGUCCCCUCAUCUGGCGCAACUCUCACCCAUACACCAUCAUCGACAGCUUCCGCGACAUCACUCACCCUGCCAACAUCGAGAAAGACCCGAAGUGCGAUCGGUCCAUUGUUCUGUCGGGGUACUUGCGCGGCACGAAUUUUGCGGCACAAGAUCAGCGUGUCCAUGUCCCUGGACUGGGUGACUUUACCGUCGCGAACAUGGAGGUGCUUCCGGAUCCGUGCCCCACACCCGCCAUGGAGCAGGCGCUCGCCAAAAUCACAGGCAAGACUGGGCGCAGGAGACUGGACGAGAAGGAGAAGAAGCUCCACGCUCCCAUGUCGGACCGAAGCGGCCUGAAGAUCGAUGGCGACGCAAUCUGGAUCACAAGAGAGAAGGGCUUCAACUUCGACAAGGACAACGAUGACGAAGAGCGUGGCGAAGGCGAGGAGAUGAUUGUGGGACUUCAAGCCGAGCGGAAGCUCCUGGGUCAGACGGACGAAGGCGUGCAGCUGUUUUCUGGCGGCGAGAAGCUGAAAACCAUCGCCGAGGAGGAAGACACGGGCAGGAAAUCUCAAAGAAAGGCGCGAUUUGCGGACCGGGAAGAAGACGACGACGAAGAUGCCGAGGAUGACGAGGGCUUUGUCAGCGGCAGCGGCGACGAGGGCUCAGACGUCGAUGACGACGAGUUCAGCGAAGCCAAGGUCGGCAAGCUCUUUCGCAAGGAUGCCGAAAAGGCUGAUGGCGACGAAGACAUCGCCUUUGCGGACAGCGACUCUGACUUGGGCUCAAUCGAUGGCCUUGACGAGGUGGAGGAUGACGAAGACUACGAUUCCGAUGAGGAGGCUGCUGCUCUGAGAUGGAAAGACGACUUGACUGAGCGGGCAAGAAUACUCAACAAUAGGCGGCGUUCAUACCACACAGGCGACCUGGCGAGACUCAUGUACGACACGUCAUUGAGCGCGGAAGAGGCGCUUAAGCGAUGGCGCGGCGACCAUGGCGAGUCAGAAGAGGAAGACAUUGAAAAGGACUCGGACGACGAGGACUUCUUCAAGAAGGCGGCACAGGAAAAGGAGGAUAUGAUCGAGGACAGGUCAAUACCCCUCUACGACUACGAGGACCUGGCCGCGAAGUGGGCCGAGAGGGACACCGUCGACAAGCUGCGCAAGAGAUUCACGACUGCUUCACUGGGCAGGGAUGAUGAGGACGGCGACGACGAUGAAGGCGACGAUGACGGAGACGACGAGAGCGACGAAGGCGACGGUGUCUUUGAGGAUCUGGAGGCUGCCGACACCGAGGCCCCCGCGCAACCAUCGGCGGAGGACAUCGCCGCAGAGCGCGAAAAGAACGCCAAGAGGAAAGAGGAGCUCAAGAUGCGCUUCGAGGAGGAGGACCGCGAAGGUUUCCUCAACGACAAGGCCAAUGCCCGGCGCGAAGGCGGCGACAUCCAAGAGUUUGGCGAGGACGAGUGGUACGAUGCGCAAAAGGCCAUGAUCCAGAAGCAGCUCGACAUCAACAAGGAAGAGUUUGAGACGCUGGACGAGCGGCAACGGGCGGCCGUCGAGGGAUACCGGGCAGGCAAAUACGCCAAGAUUGUCCUCGAGAACGUGCCGGCCGAGUUCGUCACCAAGUUCAACGCCAGAUUGCCCAUCAUCGUGGGGGGCCUGACUCCGACCGAGGACCGAUGGGGCUUCGUGCAGGUACGCAUCAAGCGGCAUCGAUGGCACAAGAAGAUCCUCAAGACCAACGACCCCCUCAUCUUCUCCCUGGGCUGGAGGCGGUUCCAGACCCUGCCCAUCUACAGCAUCUCGGACUCGCGGACGCGAAACCGCAUGCUCAAGUACACGCCCGAGCACAUGCACUGCUUCGGUACCGUCUACGCGCCGCUCAUUGCGCCCAACACUGGCUUUGUCUGCUUCAACAGCUUCUCCCCCGAGACCCCAGGCUUCAGGAUAGCUGCGACGGGCACGGUGCUCAGCGUGGACGAGUCGACCGAGAUUGUCAAGAAGCUCAAGCUCACGGGCGUGCCGUACAAGAUCUUCAAGAACACGGCCUUUAUCAAGGACAUGUUCAACUCGUCGCUGGAGAUUGCCAAGUUUGAGGGCGCGUCCAUCAAGACGGUGUCCGGCGUGCGUGGUCAGAUCAAGCGCGCGCUGUCGAAACCCGAGGGCCACUUCCGCGCGACGUUUGAGGACAAGAUCCUGCUCAGCGACAUUGUCUUCCUGCGGGCGUGGUACCCCAUCAAGCCGCAUCGGUUCUACAACCCGGCGUCCAACCUGGUCGGGUGGCAGCCGAUGCGCCUCACGGGCGAGGUGCGGCGGGACGAGGGCGUGGCGACGCCGCAGCUCAAGAACAGCCAGUACCGCAAGAUCGAGCGCGAGAACCGGCACUUCAACCCGCUGCGGGUGCCGCGGGCGCUGGCGGCGGAGCUGCCGUACAAGUCGCAGAUUGUGCAGACCAAGAAGCAGAAGCGCGAGACGUACAUGCAGAAGCGGGCGGUGGUGCUGGCGCCGGGGUCCGAGGAGAAGAAGGCGCGGGCGCUGAUGCAGCAGCUGCUGACGGUGCGCAACGACGCGGCGGCGAAGCGGCGGGCCAAGAAGGACGAGAACCGCGCCGCCUUCAAGAAGAAGAUGGCGGACAACCUGGAGAAGAAGGAGGCGCGGGAGAAGCGCGAGAGCAAGGAGUUUUGGCGCAAGAACGGGCGCAAGAGGGGCGCGGGCGAGGAGGGCGGCGGCGGCGGCAAGAGGCGGAAGUAG
Purpureocillium lilacinum is the source of this 3420-nucleotide messenger RNA. RefSeq names its product glycoside hydrolase 2 (Mannanase, beta-galactosidase). Gene Ontology annotation, molecular function: GTPase activity; U3 snoRNA binding; GTP binding. Gene Ontology annotation, cellular component: 90S preribosome; nucleus. The record is from RefSeq and is a predicted model, not a curated record. Gene Ontology annotation, biological process: endonucleolytic cleavage of tricistronic rRNA transcript (SSU-rRNA, 5.8S rRNA, LSU-rRNA); ribosome biogenesis; maturation of SSU-rRNA from tricistronic rRNA transcript (SSU-rRNA, 5.8S rRNA, LSU-rRNA). NCBI's taxonomy places the organism in Eukaryota, Fungi, Ascomycota, Sordariomycetes, Hypocreales, Ophiocordycipitaceae.